Molecule: messenger RNA, 2559 nt
Organism: Diprion similis
Lineage: Eukaryota; Metazoa; Arthropoda; Insecta; Hymenoptera; Diprionidae
Gene: Ubqn
Product: ubiquilin-1
Exons: 7
Coding region: 71-1666 (531 amino acids)
Biological process (GO): ubiquitin-dependent protein catabolic process
Cellular component (GO): cytosol
Molecular function (GO): polyubiquitin modification-dependent protein binding
Source: RefSeq, a predicted model, not a curated record
ACUCAGUCCUUUUUCCCUACGUGCGAAAAUCGAAAGCAUCCCAAAGUAACGAGUCAUCUACCACUCAAAGAUGGCAGAAAGCCAGGAGAGUCAGAAGAAAAUUACAAUUAAUAUUAAAACGCCAAAGGAGAAACAGAGCGUGGAAAUAGAAGAAAAUGCAUCAAUCAAAGACUUCAAAGAUGCGGUUUCCAAGAAAUUCAAUGCCCAGCCCGAUCAGAUCUGCCUUAUAUUCGCCGGGAAAAUCAUGAAGGACCACGAGACACUCGCCACACACAACGUCAAAGAUGGUUUGACCGUCCACUUGGUCAUCAAGGCUCCUCGGGCGCCCGCCACCCAGACGGAAGCUCCGCCACCCCGGCCCCCCGCCGACGUUAACGCCAGCCCCUUUGGCCUAGGAGGUUUGGGAGGACUUCCUGGUCUUGAAAGCCUUGGAUUGGGCUCGGGCAAUUUUAUGGAAUUGCAGCAACGCAUGCAGCGUGAAUUGUUAUCCAGUCCUGAUAUGAUGCGGCAAGUGCUUGACAAUCCAUUAGUGCAAAGCUUGAUGAAUGAUCCAGAGAACAUGCGGAACUUGGUCACGUCUAAUCCGCAAAUGCAGGAAUUAAUGCAACGCAAUCCAGAGAUAAGCCACAUGCUCAAUAAUCCGGAACUUUUAAGACAAACCAUGGAAUUGGCGCGAAAUCCGUCAAUGCUUCAGGAGCUGAUGCGCUCUCACGAUCGAGCCCUCUCCAACCUGGAAAGUAUCCCCGGUGGUUACAGUGCGUUACGACGAAUGUACAGAGACAUUCAAGAGCCCAUGCUUGCUGCGGCAGCCAAUGAACGGAACCCGUUUGCGGCUCUAGUCGAAUCCAGUCAACCUAUUGAUGCAGCAAAUCCUCAGCAGGGGCAGGAGAAUCGUGACCCUUUGCCAAACCCUUGGAGUCAAGGUCAAACACCACCAGCGGGCCAAGAACAGGGGCCAAAUCCAAAUCCCAUGAGAGGAGGCAUCUUGGGUUCACCUGGAAUGCAGAGUUUGACCGCACAGAUGAUGGAGAAUCCACAGUUGAUGCAAAACAUGUUGAACGCGCCAUACACUCGUGCCAUGCUCGAUGCAAUGAGUGCAGAUCCCGCCAUGGCCUCCAGAAUGAUAUCGACGAAUCCACUGCUUCGAAGGAAUCCUCAAAUGCAGGAACAGAUGCGGGCCAUGAUGCCAGCCUUUUUACGACAGAUGCAAAACCCUCACAUUCAGAGUGUUGUUGGUAAUCCAGAAGCCCUCGCUGCUAUUCGACAAAUACAACAGGGCAUGGAACAACUUCGCACUGUCGCACCUGAACUUGUUGGCAAUAUAGGUCUAAGUGUUCCACCGGUACCCACCACUCCCACGUCUGGUGCCACAGAACAGACCCCGGCUACAGGUCCGCAAACGGAUGCCAAUCAACAGGAUGCAGCAUUUUCCCAAUUCUUGGCUCAUAUGGUAUCGUCAAUGGCGCUACACCAAGGUGCGGAUGGAGUUGGUGGUGGUCAGCAGCUGCCACCUCCUGAAGAACGGUAUAGAGCACAGCUCGAGCAGCUUACUGCAAUGGGUUUUGUGAACAGGGACGCGAACCUUCAAGCGCUAAUCGCAACAUUUGGAGACAUAAACGCAGCUGUUGAGAGACUAUUGGCAAACGGACAACUGUCCAUGAGCUAACCACCAAUCUGUAACCUGAAUAUUUUCAUUAUGAUACCUAGUUUACCCUCUUUACAUCUGUUUGAUCAGAUGAGGCGGCAGACACCCGGCAAUUUCGACAAGAAAAAUUAUGAACCCUCAGUCCUGGCUUUUAGCAGGAUAAUACACGCUCUAAUGACUCGUUCGAUGUGCAUUUUUAUUAUUUUAAUGUCGGAUCGGUGCCCGUUCGAUGUGGCUUACCAAAUCUGGCCAUUUCGAACAAGUUCCGCGCGACGACAACGAUAUUAGGUUUCGAUCGGUCCUUGUCGUCUCAUAUUCUCGUCCGUGUAUUAUUUGAUGUGCUAUAAAAGCUAUAUAAUUGUAACAAUAUAUUUUUUCAGUGCAAAAUUAUUUACAAUGAUUUAGAAAUAUUAUAUUAUAUAUUAUUACAAUAAUUAUUAUAAUAAUAUGAGCUGUUCGAUUUGUCUAAUUGUAGCAUAUGAAAAGCAUUAGGCAUUGUGUUUUCUCAAUUACAAAUUCAUAGAUUUGUAGCAAAGUCAUUGUUGGAUGAAGAUAUAAGGAACCUAUGUAAUAGGUCUGAAAAUAGACAACACAUGUUCACAUUGAAAAAGCCGUUUUCAAAUUAUUCCGCAUUGUAUGAAAAGUGCAUACAUUCAAGUGAAACCUAAUUAUCAGCUAGUUUUUAAGUCGAAAAGGUGAAAGUUAUAAAUUAUCAUUAUCAAAAGGAAAAAAACCAAAAAAGACGAAAAAUAUGAUCAUUUUACCUCCCAUGAUUGACAUAUUACUACUGAAUGAAUAUGCGUACACAUUUAUCGUAUAGGUGUUUAUUAGUCUGGCUCACUCAAGUGAGACAUUCUGUAAAAGCUAUUAUAUAUGAAAUAAAAAUGUGGUUGAUUAAUAAUAAUAAUAAUGAU